CAGAGCUUUCCAAGAGCAGGGAGAGGGAGCUUUGGACUGACUGACAGACAUUGGUCAGGGAGAAGGGUACAGUCUAGCCAGGGAAAUUCUUUGAGUCUUUGAAUAUCCUCCACUUUGAGGCAACGGUUCUACAGAUUCCCAUGAAUAAGACAACCUCUUGAUAAGAAAACCCCUUGACCUGUAGGCACCGCCACAGCAGAGAGUUCAUCCGUCUGCCCCGGCCUUUCCUUGAAAACUGUCAUUUUUUGAAGUGAUCUACUCUCAGUUUCUCAUCAACCAACAAAGACAAUUGCCCUCCCCCUCCACCUGAAGGCAGCUUCCAGCCAAAAAUGCCUCUUGUCCCAUCCUUCCUCAUCCUGCUCCUCACCUGCCCUGCCCUCCUGACCCCAUCAGCUUCCCAGGGCCUGCAGCCUGGGGGUCAAAGGGCACCCAGGGACACAAAGCCAGAAGGUGGCGGGCAGCCAAUCAAAGUAGUGAUCUCUGAGGCGUGUGUUCAGGGGGACUCCAGUCAGACCCAGGGCAAGGAACUGGACCUUGAGCCUGGUUCUGCUCUAGUCCUUACCCAUCGGAUCCGACUGGUUCCGGGGUCGUGCGCAGGCGGGUGCGAGGCCGAGUUUGCUGCCCUGCGAGACCGUCUGGAGAGGCUGGAGAAGGAGGUGUCAUCAUUGAGGGAGAAGUGUGGAGGCCCAGAGGGGGGCUGCUGCACGUCCCAGCAGAGUAAAGGUGCAGAGUGCUCCAUCAAGCCGGAGGGAGACGAGUGUCCUAAUGAGUGCAGUGACCAGGGACGCUGUGAAGACGGCAAGUGUGUCUGCUUCCCAGGGUUCAGUGGGCCCGACUGCAGUUUGUCUGACUGCCCCGGCAACUGCAAUGACAAGGGGAAGUGUGUGAACGGGCAGUGUGUGUGUGACCCAGGUUUCACGGGGCCAGACUGCUCUUCAGAGUCCUGUCCUGGAAACUGUAACAACAAGGGGCGAUGUGUGAACGGGCAGUGUGUGUGCGACCCAGGUUUCACAGGGCCAGACUGCUCUUCAGAGUCCUGUCCUGGAAACUGUAACAACAAGGGGCGAUGUGUGAACGGGCAGUGUGUGUGCGACUCAGGUUUCACGGGGCCAGACUGCUCUUCAGAGUCCUGUCCUGGAAACUGUAACAACAAGGGGCGAUGUGUGAACGGGCAGUGUGUGUGCGACUCAGGUUUCACGGGGCCAGACUGCUCUUCAGAGUCCUGUCCUGGAAACUGUAACAACAAGGGGCGAUGUGUGAACGGGCAGUGUGUGUGCGACUCAGGUUUCACGGGGCCAGACUGCUCUUCAGAGUCCUGUCCUGGAAACUGUAACAACAAGGGGCGAUGUGUGAACGGGCAGUGUGUGUGCGACCCAGGUUUCACAGGGCCAGACUGCUCCACCAAGGCAUGUCCUGGAAACUGCAAAAACGGGGGGAAAUGUGUGAACGGUAAGUGUGUGUGUGAUAGCAGUUUUACAGGCCCAGACUGCUCCACCAAGUCCUGCCCUGGCAACUGCAGCAACCGUGGAAAGUGUGUGAACGGCCAAUGUGUCUGCGAUAGCGGCUUUACGGGGCCGGACUGUUCCGCCAAAGCAUGUCCCAAUAACUGCAGCAACAAGGGAAGGUGCGUGAACGGGAAGUGCGUGUGUGAAGUGGGCUUCAGCGGACAGGACUGCGCCGCUAAGGGCUGUCCCAAUAACUGCAGCAACAAAGGGCGCUGCGUGAAGGGGAGGUGUGUGUGUCGCCGUGGUUUCGCCCCCCCGGACUGCAGCCAGUGUGAAGCUGGGUUCACUGGAGCUGACUGUGGCACCGCCAUGUCUGGUGUGUCCCAGCUCAACACCAAGGACAUCACUGAAUCCUCUGUUACCCUCUACUGGACACCACCUCCAGUCCAGUAUGACACCUACCACGUCACCUUCGCCAGCCAGAAAGAGGGCGAUCAACAGAUAACAUCUCAAGUUGGAGGGAAGCUCACGACCUACACCCAAACAGGACUGGCGGCCGGGCAGGAGUACACGGUGACAAUCAAGGGAGAAAUAAAUAGGAGAAUGGGCACUGAGAGCACAGUAGAAUUCACAACCCUUAUCUCUGGACCCACAAACCUUCGAGUUGUGAAGACAACCACAACAUCUGCAGUUGUCCAAUGGGAACAAUCGCAAGGACACGUCGACAGGUAUCGCUUAACUGUUGCACCCAAUCAGACAGACGGAACAGCCAAGGGAAGACAAGACCUGACCCUGCCCCCUGAGAGGGACUCUGCCCAGAUUGACGGUUUGGACCCGGGACAUUUGUAUGACAUCACACUAGUGGCUGAAAAGGGCGGGAUCAAGAGCAAGCCAGCAACAGUCCAAGUCACUCCUGGUCCAGAGCCUCCCUCAGGUCUUGUCUUCAGUGAAGUGACUGAGACGUCUUUCUCUGUGUCCUGGACAAAGCCAAAAGGUCCCGUGAGUGGCUUCAAGGUCACCUACACUAACACACAGGAAGGGGAGCCUCUCUCCGCAACGGUGGACUCUGGGGAUUCCACUCUGGCACUGUCAAAGCUCUCUCCAGGGUCCUCCUAUGAGGUCAGUGUGAUAUCCGUCCUUGGACUGGACGAGAGCGAUGCAAUCAAAGACCUGGUUAUGACACUCCCUGACCCUCCGAGGGAUCUCCGGGCCAUUAAUGUCACAGACACCAAGGCCUUGCUGCUAUGGCGACCAGCACUGGCAACAGUCGACCGUUACGUCAUAGUUUAUGGCUCUGAAAAAGGGUCAGAUGAUGCCAAGAUCACUGUAUCGGGCAAUGCGGCGGAGCAGCAGCUGAAAGGCCUACAGGGCUCCACUAGGUACACCGUCACAGUCACCAGUCAGCUGGGCAACCUGGACAGCUCUGCCGCCAUCACCGUCUUCACCACCACCGGUGGAUCCAGGGGAGACGGGGAAGUUCCGCGUGACCUGAAGGCCAGUCAGGUGACUCCUCGCUCAGCGCUGUUGACGUGGAAAGCACCCUCUGCCGCCGUGGGAAGCUAUAAGCUGACCUAUCAAACGGAGGGACAGGAGAUAAAGGAGGUUACCAUUGACUCCACAGUAACAGAGUUCAAAUUGACCAGGCUGCAUCCCAUGUCCAAGUACACCGUGCAUCUACAGGGGGAGAGGGGAGGGAGCUAUACUGCUACAAUUUCCACUGAGUUCACCACAGGGAAUCUCCGAUACCCCUUCCCAAGUGACUGUUCCCAGGAGCUGCUAAACGGGAUACACGAGUCUGGAGAGGUGGAGAUCUUCCCCAGGGGAAGGCAGGGGAAACCAGUGCUGGUCUACUGCGACCAGGUGACUGAUGGAGGUGGCUGGACGGUUUUCCAGAGAAGGAUGGAUGGGAAAACGGACUUCUUCAGAGGCUGGAAAAACUACAGCAAAGGUUUUGGAGAACUGAGUGGGGAAUUUUGGCUGGGUAAUGAGAACCUACACAAUCUAACCAGCAUGGCACCAAUGACCCUACGUGUGGACCUCCGUGCAGGGGACGAAUCAGUGUUUGCCAAGUACUCUGCAUUUACAGUGGACACUGUUAGAAGGAACUAUGCUCUCAAAGUGUCUGGGUACAGCGGUACAGCAGGUGACUCUAUGAGUUACCACAACGCGCGCAUGUUCUCUACCAGAGACAGAGACCCCACGCCUUUCAUCACCCGCUGCGCCAUGUCCUAUAGGGGGGGUUGGUGGUACAAGAACUGCCACGAGGCCAACCUUAAUGGCCUCUACGAUACCAGUGUCAAUCACCAGGGUGUGAUCUGGACUGCCUGGAAAGGCAAGGACUUGUCCAUCCCUUUCACCGAGAUGAAGCUCCGACCAACAUCUUUCACCCCUCCAACUCAGGGAUAAUGACAAAGUGGUGGAUGGAAAAUGAGAAGGGGGGAGAGGCAAUGUUUAUGAACACACACACACACACAUCCAGGUAACUGCUGAAAUAAAGGAAACACCAACAUAAAGUGUCUCGAUAGGGCGUUGGGUCACCACGAGCCAGAACAGCUUCAAUGCACCUUCGCGUAGAUUCUACAAGUGUCUGAAACUCUAUUGGAGGGAGGCGACACCAUUCUUCCAUGAUAAAUUCCAUAAUUUGGUGUUUUGUUGAUGGUGGUGGAAUCUCCCAUCUCCCCAAGUGUUCAAUUGGGUUGAGAUCUGGUGACUGAGACACACACACACACCCUUUAAACCCCCUAUUCUCCUUUGAGACCUCUCUUUCAAAGUCACUGAGAUCUCUUCUUCUAGCAAUGGUCGCCAAAAUAAUGGGCAACUGGCUAUUUUUAUACAUGACCCUAAGAAUGAUGGGAUGUUAAUUGCUUAAUUAACUCAGGAACCAUACCUGUGUGGACGUACUUGCUUUCAAUAUACUUUGUGUCCCUCAUUUACUCAAGUGUUUGCUUUAUUUUGGUAGUUACCUGUACAUAGGCACACAUGCAAACCCACGCUCAGUCAUGCAUGCAUACACAGUACAUGCACCUAUUAGCUACCGUUUGAAAAUCUCCCAAUGCCUUGCUCUCCAAACUAAAGCAAUUGGAUUUUUUCAAAUGUAUAGAGGACAGUUAUCUGUAUGUUAUAUUGUACAGUUCCUAGAUUAUCUUUGAGAUUUCCAUUUUCUUUUUUUACUCUAAGUAUUGUGGCACCCCUUGCGUAAGCUGUAAAAAUGUAUGCACUGUCCCCUGGCUAUGAGGUACAAGCGUGGAAAUGAGCGGUGAAUAACGGAGAUUUCUGUUUGUACUUGACUGGCAAUUAUCGAGUUUUGGUGUUUGUCCUUUGUUUGUCUUAUUUGUGGUUAUAUGUCCUGUAUUUUCCGUUGCCCCAAUUCUCAAAUUGUAGUUGCUACAAUAAUAAAAUAAUGGUGGAACAUGGGCGGCAGAAGCA
This is a messenger RNA of Oncorhynchus kisutch (coho salmon), 4871 nucleotides long. Its product is annotated as tenascin-X. Gene Ontology annotation, biological process: regulation of cell adhesion; neuron projection development. Gene Ontology annotation, molecular function: protein binding. The coding region runs from base 330 to 3851 and encodes 1173 amino acids. The transcript is spliced from 17 exons. The record is from RefSeq and is a predicted model, not a curated record. Lineage: Eukaryota; Metazoa; Chordata; Actinopteri; Salmoniformes; Salmonidae.